Molecule: messenger RNA, 2313 nt
Organism: Papaver somniferum (opium poppy)
Lineage: Eukaryota; Viridiplantae; Streptophyta; Magnoliopsida; Ranunculales; Papaveraceae
Product: putative receptor-like protein kinase At4g00960
Exons: 7
Coding region: 58-2118 (686 amino acids)
Biological process (GO): protein phosphorylation
Molecular function (GO): protein kinase activity; ATP binding
Source: RefSeq, a predicted model, not a curated record
ACCACUUGUUCAGACUCCCAACUACAAAAAAUGUUGUGAACUAGUAAUUCACUAUAGAUGAACAACCCUUCCUAUAUUUUAAUCAUCUUCAUCCAUCAAAAACCUGCAAAACCAAAAAUAGGUUCUUACAUUUUCCGAUUGAUCAGUUCUGCAGUCAUUCUCCUGAUACACGUGAAUAAUGACAAAGUCAUUGCUCAACCCACAUAUGAACGUCAGUACUACUGUCAAGGAGAUAACUACACAAAUCCCAGCCAAUUUCAGGUUAACCUAAACAAAGUUCUCUCGUCUCUCUCCUCUAACAUCACAACAACCAAUAGAAAGUUUUUCUACAGCAGCAUAGGCGAAAACAUGGAUAAAGUUUAUGGUAUCUUACUAUGUAGAGGAGAUAUUACAAGACAAGAAACCUGCAAGAGUUGUGUGGAGAUUGCAAUUUCAGAGUUGGCCGUACGUUGUCCAAACACGAAAGAGUAUGUUACCUGGUACACUCACUGUAUGUUAAGAUACUCGGACAAAAAUAUAUUCUAUGUUAUGGAGACAGAGCCAGAACUGACUUUCAACAGCGAAAGUAAUCUCACCAACCAGAUGGAAUUUAAGGAUAUAGUAAUACAGUUGAUGCAAGGUCUAGUGAGAAACGCUACUACAAAUGCUAACCACGAUGGGACUUUAUUUUUUGCCACUGGUUCUUCAACAGAUACAGUUUAUGGCUUGGUACAAUGUACUACAGAUAUAUCUACAACCGACUGCAGCGAUUGUCUAAUGGGUGCAGUUAGUGAUAUCGAUCUUUGUCAUUAUGGGAAGAGAAGCGGGUUAGUUCUUAGACCUAGUUGUAAUAUAAGGUAUGAUUCGUAUCCUUUCUAUGAAUCCAAACAAGCAACUAAUUCAGGGUCCCCUCCCUCAAGUCCUCCUCCUCCAAAACCAGAUAUGACUACAACCACAGAAGAUACUAGAAAAGACAAUAAGUCCCCCAACAAUACAGUUCUUAUUGUGGCCAUUUCUAUAGUUAUUGCACUUGUAAUCAUCUCUGCGGUAUUAGUAUACUUAUAUCUAAAGAAGAAGAAAGCGUCCAUCACGAUUGAUGAUGAUAUGGAUGACAUUACAAGGAUAGAGUCACUGCGGUUUGACUUGGACGCAAUAAAAGCUGCUACUGGAAAUUUCUCUAAUGCUAAUAAGCUUGGGAGAGGAGGAUUUGGUUUUGUUUACAAGGGUAUGUUAUCCAAUGGACAAGAAAUAGCUGUAAAGAGGCUAUCUAUUAACUCUGGACAGGGUAGAAAAGAAUUUAAGACUGAGGUUGGUUUACUGGUCAAGCUUCAACACCGGAAUCUUGUUAAACUCCUAGGGUUCUGCUUGGAGGAAGAAGAAAAGCUACUUAUCUAUGAGUUUGUGCCCAAUGGAAGCCUUGAUCAUCAUAUAUUUGACCCCGUGAAAGCAACAAAUUUGAAUUGGGAAACACGUUACAAAAUUAUCGGAGGGAUCGCUAAAGGCCUACUCUAUCUUCAUGAAGAUUCUCGACUAAGAAUUAUUCAUAGAGAUCUCAAAGCUGCUAAUGUGUUGUUAGAUGAAGAGAAUAACGCCAAAAUAUCAGAUUUUGGUAUGGCAAAGCUGUUUGAAUUGGACCAAACUCAAGGAAACAGCAGUAAGGCUGUGGGAACAUACGGAUACAUAGCACCAGAAUAUGCAUUGCAUGGGCAGUUCUCAACAAAAUCAGAUGUAUAUAGUUUUGGUGUCUUACUACUCGAGAUAGUAACUGGCAAAAGGAUUAAUCAGUUCUAUGAAUCAGACAGCUCUGAGUACCUUCUAACCUAUGUAUGGAGACAUUGGGAAGCAGGAACAGCUUUAAAAUUAGUGGACCAAACAUUAAGAGAGAACUACUCAGAAAAUGAAGUUAAGAAGUGCAUACAGGUUGGGUUGUUACCCGUUCAAGAUGUAACCGAGAGACCAACCAUGGCGAAGGUUGCUCAAAUGCUCGCGAAUGAUGCUACCAUCCCCCAUUCGUUGCCCCGACCUGCAGUGUUUAGUCAUGGCAGCAUAGAAUUAAAAAGGAUUCCAGAGAGUGGCGCAUCAUCAAGUGCAACUAAAUCAGAUAGGUCUUCGCAAUUUACUGAUCAUAGCAUCAUAUAACCGCCCGUUAGUUAAUUCCAUCCAAAUUAGUGAUCCAUCCGAUCCCAGCUGCAGAUUGUUUAAUCGUAUAUGGUAAUUUUGAAAAUUAGAAAAUCUAGAUUGUAAUCUUUUUUUUUUUUUUUUAAUACUCCUACAUAUAGUGCUUGAGUUCUAAAGACAAUAAAAAAUAUUUUGCCUUGGUUUACUAGGCAACGU